AUGACUAAUUCAAAAAAUGAUCAAAACAAGGAGAGAAGUGACAGGAAUUCGAACCGAAGUCCUCCUCGAAACGACAGAAUUCAAAAGAAAGUUGAAAAAGAGGAAAUGACUCUAGAUGUGACUCAAGAAAUGUCUGAAAAAUCAUCACAAAAAUUCCAAAUUGAUAAAGAAAAAGGAAGUGAACAACACCAGAAUAAGAUCAUUUUAUCGGGUUACUCGACGAGGAGAGUCAGAUAUAAAAAGAGUGAACCAGAUGAGAAAUCAGUGAAUAUCGAUGCGGAUCUAGUGAGAAAUAAUGAUAAAACAUUGAGAGAUGAGGACUGGUUUCUUGAAAAGAUUGAAAAGUGCAAAUCGAAGAAACUGCAACGAACAUGCGUAUGCCCAUUCCCUCCGUGUUACCGUAUUGUCGAUGCAAUCGAUGGAUUAAAAGGGAAAUGGCAACGAGUGAAACGUGUCUCUUUCUUGUGUUGUUGUCCACCGUUCUGUUGUCUCAUUCAGAGGAGUGCAUUCUGGCCGCCCCGCCGUGAAUACUACUUCUUCAAACCGCCUCCAAAUGACAUUUCAUUCGAAGUGAACGAAGAAUCGGAAGCGAUUUUAAUGAGGGAUCGAAAGAAGAAAUUGAAGAAAUUGAAGAGAGCGAAGGCGUGUAUUCCUGGAGAAAUGUAUCGUUUCGGGCUGAGUCAUCCGUGUGCAGAAGACGUCAAACACGCGAGAGGAUUCGCAUUGAAAACUGCAAAUGGAAAUACGAUAGCAUGUAUCCAUAUCCCGUGUCCAGAUGUCUCCUCUUCACCUCGUUUCACUCUUUUAUACUCUCAUCCGAAUGGUUCUGAUCUUUCGGAUCAUCUCGUCGGAGUUCCCUCACUGAUAGAUUUGGCUCGAUUCUAUCGGUGUGAAGUGUACAGUUAUGAUUACUCUGGAUACGGGAUUAGUGGCGGAAUCGCUUCCGAACACAAUCUAUACGCUGACAUUCGAGCCAUCUAUCAGUAUAUAACAAUGGAGAAACACGUGGAUCCGAGUCGUAUCGUUCUUCUUGGAUUCUCAAUUGGAUCAGCUGCGACUGUUGAGUUGUUAAAAGAGGAAAAAGAUCGGAAACCGCCAGCUGGAGUGAUUCUACAAGCCCCGCCCACUUCACUUCUUCGAGUUUUCGGAAAUAUGAUUGGAAGGAAGAAGCAUUUGGAGAAGCCCACUUGCUGUCUGGAUCGAUUUGUUACCAUUGAUAAAAUUCAUGAAAUCACGAUUCCAAUUCUUGUAAUUCAUGGAAAAGAUGAUAAAACUGUUCCGAUUGAACACGGAGAGUUGAUAUGUCAGAGAGCAGUUACAAAGGUCACUCCUGAAUGGGUUCCCGAUGCAGCACAUGACAAUAUUGAAAAUUGUCGAGUUGUUUGGAAACGAAUUCGGAAAUUCAUCAGAGAGUGA
This is a messenger RNA of Caenorhabditis remanei, 1416 nucleotides long. RefSeq lists its product as uncharacterized. NCBI's taxonomy places the organism in Eukaryota, Metazoa, Nematoda, Chromadorea, Rhabditida, Rhabditidae. The transcript is spliced from 9 exons. Bases 1 to 1416 code for a protein of 471 amino acids. Gene Ontology annotation, biological process: protein depalmitoylation; proteolysis. Gene Ontology annotation, cellular component: plasma membrane; endosome membrane. Gene Ontology annotation, molecular function: serine-type peptidase activity; palmitoyl-(protein) hydrolase activity. The record is from RefSeq and is a predicted model, not a curated record.